AUGGGUAUUCAAGGCCUUUCAUGGCUGGCUUUCGGUCUUUUCUCUGCUCUUGGAUCAGCUGUUAAUUUAAAGCCUCUCGACCUACCUCGAAAUGCAGGCCAAAAGGGAGCUCGAGACAAUGACUACUCAAUGUUGGAUCUCCUCAGUUCUGAGACCUUCUUAUGGGGUGGAUCUACUGGAAACAGCCGAUAUGCCCUUGGAAACUUCACCUCCUUCUACCCCGGAAAACACGAGAACAUCAUCUCCUUGGAGAAGUUCUACCCCAUGUUGAAGUCCACCCAAUGCAGUCCUCACAGCUUGACCAUGAAUUUCGAAGAUGACCAAGCCUAUCGUUACGGCGCCAAGGCGUGGAAAUGGGUCAACGAUGAGGAUGACAGAACAUUUGUGCUUGUCGCUGGUCAAGGCCACUGCGAGUGGAACGAGGACCGUCUACCAUUCGUCAUUACCAAUGUUGAAUUUGACGACUCUGCCAACACAAUCAAGGCGAUUGGCCACGCCAGUGACUGGAAGAAGGUUUCUCACUCAUACGAGCUCUUCGUUGGAGGCCGCCCGGCCUCAAACAAGCGCGACUAUGACGAUACCUACUCGUUCGAUGUGAACCAUGAUCUGCCCCUCAGCCACGUUCAGGUGGGUGAUGGCGAUCUCAAGCUGUCCUACGACUGCUGGGGCUGUGGUACCAAGGGAGAAUUUGAAUUUGGCUUCCACAUCUCCACCUGGUUGGGAAUUCCCAAGGACGUCGAGCUUGUUCUGUCGCCUCACGGCGUUGAGGCUGUAUUUGAACCUCGUGUCGGUAUUGUUGCAAACCUCCCGGGGAAGAUCAGCAAGACAUACCCUCUGGGAACAAUUCCUAUUGAUGGAAUCUCUAUUGCUGGUGGAAUUCUGGAUCUUGGCCCUGAGCUUGAGUUCGGGUGGGGUUACUCCAUUGGACCACUCAAGGGUAGUGCUGGAAUUACGACUGGAGGCACUCUUAGUCUUUCCGACUCGGCAUCAAUGACGAUCGACCUGUUGAACCCUGAUGUUUCGCAAAGCGGCUGGGAGCCGCACUUCACUCCCAAAGAGUUCACUGUCGAUGCUGCCCUUAGUGGAUCUGUGGAAUUGGAUCUGUUUGCGAAGAUUCAGCUUGCAUUGGAGGUCCUUGAUCAUGGCUUCGAUGUUGGCGUCAAGCUCCAGCCAUUUGGCGGUGCAACUGUUUCGUUGGCAGCCAACUCUGCCGAUGCUUGUCCGGAUCAGAAGGGAAAGCAUGAAGCUGUCAAGCUUUUGCCUUCGGUUGGCGCUGCCCUGAUCGGAGAAGCCGCCAUUAAGGAUAAUACCGAAAGUCCUUUCCUAAGCGCAACGCUCGCUUCAUAUGUCUAUACACUUCCCACCUUCUGCACUGGCUUCAACGCUGGACCCAGUCUUCCCACUGGAUCUUUCUCCAGUGCUCCUUCGUACUCGGUGCCCAGCUACUCCAAGCCUUCUCCUCGUUACUUGACCUCUGCGCCCCCGUCAUCAUUCCCAUCGCCACUACCGACUAUUCCUCGUCCCUCAUCCUGGGAUCACCCUCAUUCUUCAAUUCCAGUCUCGGCAUCUAUCCCUCACCGUUCGUCGUCAACUCCUACGGCCCCAUCUUCCUCGAUUCCUGUCUCUCCUUCCUCUACUCCUCUUCCCCCAUCGUCAACUGCCCUUUCUCCGUCGUCUAUUCUUCAUUCCUCAUCAUCAACCCCCAUGCCACCACCAUCAUCUGUCACGGCUCCUCCCCCUCCCCCUUCCCCUCCGUCUUCGCUAGUUCCUGUUCCUUUGUCAAGCAGCGGCUCCAGCUCCAGCUCCAUUGUCCCAGUUGUGCGUCGACGACACAUUGUGAGACAGGCGCAGCAUGCCCACGUCUAG
This is a messenger RNA of Penicillium waksmanii, 1866 nucleotides long. RefSeq lists its product as uncharacterized. Lineage: Eukaryota; Fungi; Ascomycota; Eurotiomycetes; Eurotiales; Aspergillaceae. The transcript has 5 exons. The record is from RefSeq and is a predicted model, not a curated record. The coding region runs from base 1 to 1866 and encodes 621 amino acids.